Drosophila montana is the source of this 1021-nucleotide messenger RNA. RefSeq names its product sarcoplasmic calcium-binding protein, alpha chain (gene Scp1). The record is from RefSeq and is a predicted model, not a curated record. The coding region runs from base 92 to 661 and encodes 189 amino acids. The transcript is spliced from 6 exons. Gene Ontology annotation, molecular function: calcium ion binding. Lineage: Eukaryota; Metazoa; Arthropoda; Insecta; Diptera; Drosophilidae.
AAGGAAAUGCUCCCGUCAAUAACAACUUUAGUUAGUUUGAAUUAAGCGAAUCUUAAGGGAAUUUUAUGAAUAAUAAAGGAACUGUGUUAUAAUGGCUUAUUCUUGGGAUAGUCGAGUUGACUUCGUUGUGCGAUACAUGUAUGAUAUCGACAACAACGGAUUUUUGGAUCAGAAUGACUUCUUAUGCAUGGCAGUCAGAGCAUGUGUCGUGGAAGGAAAAGGAGACUGCAGUACCGCUCGGUUGGAUGAGUAUAAGAAAUUAAUGAAGAAUUUGUGGGAAGAGAUUUCUGCAAUUGCCGAUGAUGACAAGGAUGGAAAAAUUUCAAAUCAGGAGUUCAAGGAUGCUGUUAAAAAAACAUGUGUAGGGAAAAAAUAUGAAGAAUUUCCUCAGGCAAUGCGGGCAUUCAUCGAGUCUAACUUCAAACUGCUUGAUAUUGAUAAUGACGGAAUAGUUGGAGUUAACGAAUAUCGGUACAACUGUAUUACAAGGGUAGCUGUUGAUGAUAUUUCACCCAUUGACAAAGCGUUUGAGACUCUAUUGAAUGAUGAUGAUAAAAAACGUGGUGGACUGACACUUGAUCGGUACAAAGAGCUUUACGGCCAGUUUCUGGGAAAUACAGCUGAUAACCAUCCAGCGGUGAAUCUUUUUGGACCUUUAUAACUAUUUUUUUAAAUUAUUGUCUUCGCUGUUGUUCAACUACUAUUUUUUUAAGUUUAAUUUGUAAUUACUAUGACUAUACUUAACUAGGUUAAAUGCAUUCAUAUCAUUUGUGUAGAAUCGUCAGAUGAUCAAUUCGUUAUCUUUAAAUGUUUUUAUAGUUAGAAUAGAUAUUUGCUCUCCGAAGUUAACCUCACCAUAAAAUGUUGAUUUUCUCUCAGAUGAAAGCUCCUCCAAAAUGUUUCUCUCUCAUAAUCUUGUAACAUUUAAUCAAAUUGUUCUUAUGUUUGUUAAUUUAAAAAAGUUUUCAUGUAAAAACGAAUAAACUAAGCGAAAUGCGUAAAUACGCUUUCAGUCUGAAAA